This is a messenger RNA of Archocentrus centrarchus (flier cichlid), 2337 nucleotides long. RefSeq names its product coiled-coil domain containing 157 (gene ccdc157). The transcript is spliced from 10 exons. The record is from RefSeq and is a predicted model, not a curated record. NCBI's taxonomy places the organism in Eukaryota, Metazoa, Chordata, Actinopteri, Cichliformes, Cichlidae. The coding region runs from base 35 to 2188 and encodes 717 amino acids.
UCAGAUAGAAGAUAUAUAAUACAGACUGUCAGACAUGAGUCAGUUGUUGGGUCGUCAGGACUGUAUCGAAAGCCUCCGAAAAGACCUGGUUGACCUUCAAGGAGCGAUUCUGGACGUGUUCUCUCGAACCGGCCCGGUCCGGUUUUCUUCCUGGAAGUUCCCGGACAAACUCUCCUGUAAUCUAGACAUGGUAGCUUUGCUAGAGCAGUAUGACUUUGUGGACGGGGAAGAUGCGUUCAAUCAGCACUCCCACAUUGUUUUACUGGAGCUGGUGAUUGACAGACUGCUGCUUCUUGUACAAAGCACCAGUGCUUACAUUGAGCAACUGAGGGGCAGCCACAGGAGAGAACAAACGCCACAUAAAGGAUGCCUGUCAGUUGGUCUGGUAGUCACAAACUAUUGGAGCAAUUUAGUUCAAUUUGCCAACAUAAAGGAGAUUGGCAUCAGUAAGAAGCAGACAGAAACAAACAGUGAUGAGACAAAGACAGCAUCUCCUGUCUCGCCUCAAUUGAACUCAACGACUGACUUUUGCAAACGUUGCUUAUCUGCUUGGUCAUCAACGAGCACAUUUAAAAUUUCCCCGCAGAAUCGCACACCUUCCAGUCCCAUCCACAGCACGCCAUGCUCUCCCGUGGUUGACAGUCAAAACAAAAGCUGCCAGACUGUUGAAUCGUCACUCAUUCCAUGCAAUGCAUGCCAUCAAGUGCAAACUCUUUUGAGAAGGACAGGAGACUCUCUGGUAGACCUGCUUCAGAGCGAGGGCCUGCCCUCAUCUCUGAAACCUCUCCUAGCAGCUGUGGAUGACACUCUGGAGCUGGGACGUAUGACAGCAGGCGAUGUUUCCCAGUGGGCCAAUGAACAGCUGAGGGACAUGCGCAGGCUGGAAAAGCAUCUUCAAGAUGUACGCUGUACGGUGCAGCCUCUUAAAGACAGACUAGCAGUGGCAGAAACAGAACAGAAAAGAUUGAGAUCCCAGCUGGAAAGAGCGCAAAAAGAGUUCAACCAAGAGAAGGAAAAUCUUCAAAUAAACUUAGUCCAGCUUGAGUUUUCUCUGCAGAAAGCACAGAGAUCCGUUAAAGAAACAGAACAAAGGCUACAAGAGGAGCAACAACAACAUGAGAGGAAAACUCUGUCCUUGGAGGAGAUUAAUUUGAAACUAAAGGAGGAAAUAGCACUGCAGCAAAAAACUUUACAAGCACUUGAAUAUGAAAAGAAAGAACUGCAGGAGAAUCUUGACACCUUAAAAACAGAGGAAGAGGCCUGCUCUAAACUACAGCACAGGAUCCAGCAGUUAGAGAGCCAGAUCUCUGACACUCAGCUCCUUCUUGACAAGGAGAAAUCCAAGUACCAGAGUGCUUGCCGUCAACAAGAGUCAAUGCAGGCAAAGCAGAAAUCUUUGCUAGAGAGAGUUGACGCUCUCGACGAAGAGUGUGAAGAGCUGCAGAGGCAGCUGGGGGAGAGAGAGGAGAGGCAGAUCAGCCUACGCAGUCAGCUACAACAGAUGUCAGAGGAGAAGGAAGAACUGCAGGCUCAGAUGACUCAACAGCAGGACUUGUAUUUAAAGCUCCAAAAUGAGAAACGGACACUACAAACAAAUGCAGACGAGCUAAAAAACUGCGCGGAUGAGCUGAAGGAAUACGUGCAAGCUUUGAGGGAGAGGGAGAGGCUGUUGGUGGCUUUCCCGGAGCUCACCCCACUGGCCCAACCACAGAGUACAGGAAAUGUGCUUUUGGAUAUGCAGCAGCAACUGCAAGCAAAUAGCAUUCGUAUAAAAGUUCUGGAGCAGGAAAAUGCCACCCUUCACAGAAGUCUGGAGAAGCUGGGGGAAAAAGCACAACAUAAUGCCACCACAGAAGCCUCCCCUCAGCAGACAUGGACUGCUUCUCAGGCCAACACACCAAUAGGAAAACACAAAAAUCACCAGACUGAAAUGCAAAGCAGUCAAAUGCCGAGCAGUGAUGCAGCAAGGCUGGGGUACAUUAACAGAGGAAAGGAAGCAAGAGGAGAUGGGAGCGGUGUGGAGUCAGCCAGGUCACAGGAUCGUGUGUCUGCCUCCCCCUCGUCCCCACAAAUUCACCUUCAAACACUCCACCUUGACAUAGGGUCCGCUGCUGCUAAAAGCCAUGGAAAGGUAAACAGCGCUUCUCUGCUAUCCCAUUCCCGAGGAUGGAAUCAGAGGAAAAAAUGAAACACCAGAAGAGUGAACAAAAGCACACCACUGCUAAAGAUUAUUGGCAACAACUACAAAUGGCUCGUAAUGGUUUUUUUUUGUUUGUUUGUUUUUUUGUCAUUUCACAUUGUCAUUUUGUAUGGUUAUGGGAGUAGGUUACAACUGUU